This is a messenger RNA of Penicillium cataractarum, 2340 nucleotides long. RefSeq lists its product as uncharacterized. Gene Ontology annotation, molecular function: 3-(3-hydroxyphenyl)propionate hydroxylase activity; FAD binding. Bases 1 to 2340 code for a protein of 779 amino acids. The record is from RefSeq and is a predicted model, not a curated record. NCBI's taxonomy places the organism in Eukaryota, Fungi, Ascomycota, Eurotiomycetes, Eurotiales, Aspergillaceae. Gene Ontology annotation, biological process: 3-(3-hydroxy)phenylpropionate catabolic process. The transcript has a single exon.
AUGGAAAUCAACGUCGAUGUCAUCAUCGUCGGCUAUGGGCCUGCAGGCGCCGUUUUGGCCUCCCUAUUGGGUCAAAGAGGUCACCGAGUCGCUGUUUUGGAGAAAUUUCCCAGCCCUUAUAAUCUGCCCCGGAUGAGCACCCUUGAUGGUGAAAUCGCGCGUGUGCUACAACACACCGCAGACCCUGAGAAGGCGCUCGAGGACUCGUUACCGCAGCCUGCAGCAUACCUAUAUGGAGCGGAUGGUGAGCUCGUCAGCCGCGCAGACUGGAACACUGUUGUCUGCGGACACCCUGAAAGGCUGAGUCUGCAUCAACCGAACAUCGAAUCCGCCAUGCAUACUCGUGUCGACAGCUGCUCGUCGGUUCAAGUGUUUUGGGGCACGGAAGCCACGGCUAUUGAUAAUCUUGAGGACCACGUGGUCAUCACUGCUACGAAAGUAGCAAGCGAUGAUACCAAUACUCCAGCUGAGGAGUUCAAAGUGCGUGCCCGCUACGCGGUUGGCAUGGAUGGAGGAUCGAGCUUCGUCCGCGAGGCGGUGGGCAUCAAGAUGGAGGUGCUGAAAGUCCACGAUGAUGAGUGGCAGCUAACCGACUACGAUAUUCUUGAUCCCGCCGUAGAGGCCACAAGAACGGAGGUGCAUAUGGACGUUCCACGCCCCUACUAUUGGGGACCAAACGGAGCUCGCCGCUGUCGUAUUGAUAUGAAACUCCUUCCGGACGACGGGCCUGAGGUUAGAACGCAUGCCGCAGCCCUCGCCUACCUAAAAGAGAAGACUGGGAUUUUACCGGAGGCGGUACGCAUCACGAGGCAGGUCAUCUACAGAUUUCGCUCGGCGAUCGCCCAAUGUAUGCGGGUAGGAAACGUCUUUAUUGGCGGCGACGCAGCCCAUCUGAUGACCCCCGGUAUGGCACAGGGCUGCUGCAGUGCGAUCCGCGACGGUAUCAACCUUGCAUGGCGUCUUGACCUGGUCCUGACCUCCCGCGCAAACGCAGCCAUCCUCGAUAGCUACGGACCCGAGCGCCUGGGACACGUUACGCCCCUCGUACAAGGGUCUAUUCUAGGCUGGCAGAUGACAACGGAGACCGAUCCGGCCAAAGCUGCUACUCGCGAUAACUUUAUUCGAGCAGGGCUAGCGCCAGCGCCGCCUAAGCCAACUCUCACGACAGGCAUCCUUCAACGAACAGCUGAUAACCUCGCCCAGCUAGCAGGCACGUUAAGCCCUCAAGGACGUGUGCGGAUUGAUGGGCGCGAAGGGCUUCUUGACAGCCUAGUCGGCUUUGGAUUCCAGUUAGUGAGCCGGAUCCCCGUUGACGCUCUGCUGUCGCCUGCUCAGCAAGAACUACUCGACAAGCUCGGCGCCCAUAUUGUGGUCCUUGGAUCUGAAGCCGCCGUCGACCUCGAUAUGACCUACCAAAAUUAUCUGGAAGCGCAUGGACUAGUGGCGUACCUGAGCCGGCCCGAUUUCUAUAUAUUUGGGACCGCAGCUACUGCAGAUGAUAUUCCCGUGAUGGUGGACGCCUUGGCCAAGCAACUCGCCCAGCCGGUACCAGAUACAGAACAACUUUCUGCAAUCGAUGAGCCUGUCACACUACCUGGGGCCAAAUUUGUGCACAAGACUAUCCCGGCGCUCGAAUUCACGAUCCACUAUGCGGAAGCAGGGCCAUCCAAUCCAGCCGGGACAAUCGUCUCGAUACCAGGAUCCGCAGGUCUGGAGAUGUCCACGGCGAAGGAUCAGCUCGCGGGGCGAUAUCGAGUCUUGGAGGUGAACCCUCCUGGCUGGGGCGAUCAGACGGACGUCUCACGGCCCAUGCCCCAGAGCGAGAUCGGUGUGAUUCUAGCUCGGGCGGUUGAGCAGUUGGUGGAUGGGCCGUUCGUGCUGAUUGCCACUUCCAUGGGCGGCGGGAACGCGAUGUACCUUGCUUCACAGAUGCCCGAUCGUGUGCGCGGUAUCAUUCUCGAGGGAUCGAUGACCCCCUGUCGGCCGCAGGAUCUCCGGCCUAUGUCCACGAGUCAACCGCCCAUCCACCCAAAGAAGCCAUGGGCAACGCAGGCCUAUGUCGCCCAUCAGAUGUCUAAUCGGAUGCGCAUGGUGCAGAACACCCCACCCGAUAUGGAGGCCACACCGGCAAUCACCACGGUGCGUGAACGCGGGAUUCCCGUGCUUAGUUUGGUCGGCGACGCAGACGAGGUGAUGAAGCCAAAUCAGGAGACGGUUCAAGCUGUACUGCCGCAAGCAGAAUUUCAGCUGGUGCCAGAAGGCCGGCACGACUUGCAGAACACAGUUCCCGAGGAGUUUGUUUCCCGUGUAGAGUCCUUAAUCGAUGAGCGGCUCGCGUAG